UUAACUUUUUAAACUUUUUAUAAACUUUUAUAUAUAAACUUUUUUGACUCUCAAUACAAACAUUAAAAAAGCUAAUUUAUUGUGUAGGAUAUACUUGAUAAUAGGAUAAAACGGUGCAGUCCAAUUAUCAAGUAUACCUCAUCUAUUUAAAGCUAUCCUAUAUUUAAUAUAUCAUUAAUUGGGCUGUCUAUUUUAUUCUUAGUUUAAGGCGUAAUGUAGUCAAUUAUAGGAUUAGAAAGCUGUUCUCGUAUCAUACCUGUUUUCAUUUUGAAUUGUGUGAUCAUGGAAAAUUCAAACUUUUCUUAUAUAAAGAAUCUCCUUUCAACCUCUUUUUUUUUUUGAAAUAAGCGCAACUCGUGAUCCUAAAAAUCAUGCGACCUUCUUACCACAUUCUACAUUCCGUUUUCAUAUUCGCUUUAUUGAUUUCUUAUAACCCAACACUUUGCAAGAGAUACAAGUAUUCUUUAGAAGAACUUAUCAAUGCCCCUUUGUUUUGGCUUGAACCAGCGCAAACUGCCUUUAAUCUCGAUAUUGAACCCAUAAGUUAUCCUGAUAAAUGUGAAUUAAAACAAUUACAUUUGAAUACUAGACACGGAGCGAGACUUCCAGAUGCAGAUGAUAUUAGUGCUUAUGAUAAAUUGGAAAAAAUAUUUGCAGAUGUUUCUAUUGCAAAAGAAUGGUAUAAAAAUCCUUUCCUAUUAAGGGAUAAUUUUCAAUUGGUCAAACGAGGAGAACUCGAACCUUAUUUUGAUGGGUUACAAAGUCGUAAAAGAUACCCAAAAUUUUGGAAAGGAGUUAAAUAUAAUCCCGAAAUUACAAGAUUUCAAAGUUCAGCUACUUCAAGAGCUGGUGCGUCAUCAAUGGCGUUUUCUGAAGGAUUAUUUAAUGGCGAGGGCCCUUUAGAUACCUGUAAAAGUAGACCCGUGUAUAUUUGGAGUUUACCAACGGAACAAGAUUUUAUAUUACAACCACAUCUUGCCUGUGCACGCUGGAACCAGACCGUUUCUACUAAUAAUAAAUUACUCAAUGAACAAAUUUAUUCCUAUGGCAACAAGACUCUAAAGCCAAUUGCCAAUCGUUUAUCCAAAGAAUACAAUAUCAACCCACCUCUUGAUCCACAUCUAUUACCUUUUUUUUUUACUUAUUGCCAAUUUUACAUCGUUCAAUUCCAUCGAACUGACACAUGGUGUUCAUUAUUAAGUCCUAAAGAACUUCUAUUAUUACGAUAUUAUUGGGAUCUUCGCUCAUAUUAUAUAUUGCAAUAUGGUAAUCCUCUUAAUAAACGACUUGGCUGUGGUUAUUAUACUCAACUUGUAAAUGGAGUUGAUGAUUAUUUAAAUGGGAAAUCUGAGAUGAUAGCAGAUAUAAAGAAUUCUCAUGGAUUUACUUUACUUAUAUUGUUCACUACAUUGGGAGUAUUUAAAGAAAAAGAACCACUCACAGCAGAUUUCACCUAUGAACAAAUCAAAAAAGUCAGGUUUACAGAAUAUGUAUCUGUACCUUGGUCUUCUACGUUUUAUUUUGAAAUUUAUACUUGUUCCGAUGAUCACAACAAAGUAUUGAUACGAGCGUUACUUAAUUUUAAACCGUUUUUGAUUCCGGGUUGUGAGAGUGAGUAUUGUGAAUGGAACAAGUUUAAGGAGAUUCUCGGUGAUAAGAUCGGAUGCGAUUUUAAAAAGAUGUGCGCUUUUCAAAGUAGGAAAAAAUUCUAUCUUCUGUUCAUAUAGGCUUCUCUUUAGGAUAAAUUUGUGGGAGAAAUCGUUACGAUUGAUUGAUCCUAAUUCCCCCUCUUACUUCAUUUUCAAGAUCAGAAACUUUUUUAUCCUUAGAAACCUCAAGCGCGAAAAUUAUAUUUCGGAAAUUAAGACUGAUGAUAUCAUUAUCUGCACUGGAAGACAUCUUGUUUUGCUUAAUUUUUCGAGAGAAGAAAGUUGAAUGAACUUCCACAUAUUCUACAUAUUCUACACGCUUUAUAUCUUGCUGGGAAAAAGAGAUAAGGAGAGUGAUUAGCAUUAUCGUGUGAUGCCAAGAGCUCUAUGAAAGCACAUG
Messenger RNA from Rhizophagus irregularis DAOM 181602=DAOM 197198, 2049 nucleotides. RefSeq lists its product as uncharacterized. The record is from RefSeq and is a predicted model, not a curated record. Gene Ontology annotation, molecular function: inositol phosphate phosphatase activity; acid phosphatase activity. NCBI's taxonomy places the organism in Eukaryota, Fungi, Glomeromycota, Glomeromycetes, Glomerales, Glomeraceae.